UAAAGUUGACAUAACCUACAAAAAACAUAAACAGGACAGGUUAUCUCAAGGCAAUCAAAUUCAUUCAAGUUAUUUUAUAUUUGUUUAUAAAUAUAUUCCAAAACUUGUAUUAUGACUGAAAGUAAACCAUUACCAUGCGUUUUAUUUGUAAGUUCUUGUGAGAAGAAACCAGAGGAAAUUGUCAAAUUGAUAAUUAACAAACUGGAUGAAUCAAUAACGUUGGAGGAAGAUGUGUCAGCUCACCCAUGGCACGUUGAUACAAAAUAUUAUAAAGCAGAUGUAUAUCUGUGCACCUUGGAAAAUAAGGCGCUCAAAUCACAACAAUUCUCUUCAAGAGUUCAUGGGGUUGUUUUGUACUUUGAUUGUGAUAAAGAUAAGGGAUUAGAGGCAGCAGAAAGCUGGUUACCGUUUCUGAACGAAUAUGAUGCGGAAGUCAAAAUCUUGCUGUGUUCCAAUUGUAAAGAUAUUCCGGAAGUUGGUGUUUCAAAACUCACAGCUCAGGAAUGGUGUGUGAAGAAAGGCUUCGAGUUGGUUGAGUUGGAUCCUGACGUGGACGCCGAAUGGGAGGCAGAGCAGGACUUCCUGGAGACAACUGGCAUCAAGAGAGUGGUGCAGGCUCUACAGGCCCAUGUCUGGCCCAAUCUGUCCAUGAAAGAGAGGAAAGAGCCUACUAGCUUCAAUAAUUUGCUCCAUGGUGGUAUUCCUCUAUCAGACGGCGGCGACCUGAGUGAAGGUUUUGGAAACCUGAGUAUAGGCAGAGGGCUCGAACAGGCUAAUAUCCAAGAAAAAAUGGAGGAGCUGCUGGGCGGGGGCGGGAGCGCAGAUGCCGAAAUGGACUUUGCCACUCUGUUCGGUGAGCUGCACGACAUGAAGGAGAGGGUGCAGGCGAUGCCCAGUGACCAGCGGAAGGCUUGUGCCGAGCAGGUGGUGCUUGCCUUCUGGAAGGCCAUUGGCGGGGACAGUGAUGAGCUUGAUCUACCCGAUGACGAGUAAUCUGCCUCACAAUCAGGAUGGUUUCACAUUCACGCAAAUGUCGAAUACACGACUGUGGUUACAAAGAUUCGAGAAUUCAUUCUUGCCUGGCAGAUUAUGUGGUCGUGUACGUUUUCGCUUAUCUGGCCUCGGUUAACCGUGAGAGAAUGAAUACUCUUAGUACUUAUGGAAAUGCUUCUACAUUAGCCUGCCAAUGUGUGAACACUUUCAUAUGAAUCAAUGGCAUUCUUCCUCGAACGCAUAAAUAAAUCUUUCCUUGAACGACGUCAUUUUGUCAGUUUGAAGUUAACAGCUCUUCUUCAGCUGUUUAUUUCUUCAGAUCAGAAGCAAGAUCUAUAGGUCAGACAGGACACCAAUGUUAAUCAUGGAGCGACUAUAUUGUGUCUAAAAUUUAAUCAUUCAGCGGCUAUAUUGUGUCUUGAAUUGGGCGGCACAUUUAAAAACGAAUCAAACUUAAACAACCUUAUUCCUGGGAAACCCGAAUAGUCUAAUUCUGUUGGGAGACUUAAAAUUUGGAGGCGAGCGAUAACGCUAGUAUAUUAUAUUAAAAUAAAACUUGAACAAACCUCUCAAGACUCAUUAUGCCAUAUUGUGGCUAGCUGCGGCAAUGCAUGUGAACGUGCCCUUACCUCUUUCCGAACACCUUGUUCAGAAGUUGACAACUCAAGUAGUUGCGCUCAUUGAGAUGAAUAUAACAGGAGAUGACUCUCACAGAGGCAGUAACGUUUCUUCCAAAUAGAUUUUAGUAUCAAUACAAUAUAUUGUUCUCUACUUUAUACAAAAAUAAUAAUCUUUUUCUAGGUAAUGUUCAUACACUAGACAAAUUGAGGCUCUUUUUUAAUAAAGGACGGCAGGAUGCAUUUAUGCACAAAUAUGAACUUAGCAAACAAAGGUUGUGAUCACAUUUAAUGCGUAUCAUUCAAUGUCUAAUAUUUGAAUCUGAAUAUUCAAUGUAAUUUCUUCAAUUACAUAUUUAUGUAUAUAAUGUCUACAUACACUUCAUCAGAAACCGCACAUUCUCAUAUGUACAGAGACGUUGAAAGUGCACGUCAGAUCAUACCUGAGCCGAAAAACAAAAUUUGAAAAAUGCCAUCGACACACGUUUUGACUUGCAUGUAGCUGCUUACACUGAGCGCAACCAGCAAGUGCAAACUCUUUCCAGGUUUUGUUUUUAAUCUGCACUCUUGGUUAUGCAUAAACAAGUUUGUACUUGCACAUAUAUACGCAUUCAAUUUGAUCACACCCUUAGCCUCGUGAGGGCACAGAAUGGAAAGUAUCAAUCGAAACUGCAUUUUACAUGACACCAAGACUUGAGUGCACCAAGAUCACGUCACGUGACUGCGCCAUCUUGUUAGAAAUUACAAUUACCGCUAUCCGGGUCUUGAACGGGUCGCGGCAGUGAACGAGACCGAUUGGCCCGGAUUAGUAAAGUGAACCGAACGUACCAUCUCUACUACUAUUACAAUGCUGAACUUACUUUCAAGAUGGCGGAUUUUGGCGUCAAGAUACUAGCUGACUUUCCAUUCUGUAUUGAAUUCUGUGGUGAGGGACUCUAUUCCUGGAAUUGAGAUCCCAGCCAUGUAAGAGAAUUGGCAGUAUAUAAUAUUGUUUGAAAACCAUCCUCAACUUACUGUAGAUGGUCAAGUUACAAGAAAAAUCUUGAAAUAGCAUUUGUCUUAUGGAGACCUUGCUUUUUCUCAUGUUUGAUUGAACAAUCUAUACCAACCUAACAAAAUUAGACGAAAACCUGGUCUGGCUUAGCAUGCAUCAAUAGCAAACUGUUAUUAAUACUGUAUAUCUCCUGUUGUAAAUAUCCCAAUGAUUGCUCCGUUGAUUCUGAUCAUUGCAAGGUUCAAGUCUACCCUACUUGUGUUUAUCCAACUGCAGGUUCAAGCCUGUUGAAUCGUUCUUGUCUGUGAUCCAACAUAGAACUUGCUGUUAGUCGUGUAUAUGAUUUGGGUAAAGUUAGAGCGAGUCGGGCAGUUCUACUAAACUCGCGUCAGUAUUGCGGAAAAUUGCAGCGGUAGAAAUGUUGUAAAUGCGGACUUCAGCUACACUAAGCAGCUUGUGUGGUCACGUUCCGGCAGUAACAAUAAUUUAGCAGCAGAAAAAACUUCCAGGAAGUGCGUCUGUUCACUAUCUCAUUUCUCCUAUUUUGGUGCGGCAUUCUGCUGAAAAAAUCUGCCGAAGUUUGAUGCCUCUCUGGCUCUAACCUAAGGGUGAAAACAGCUAAAAAUAACGUUACGAAAUUAAAAACUGUUCCAUAAAAAUAUUUUUGAUUGUUAUACAAUGAAAUAGAAACACUUCACAUUUUUUUUUAUUGGAUAGGUUCAUUUACGCAGAACUCCAGUUUUGAUGUUCAUGGCUUAUUAUCAGUGCAUUAUGGUAUCGACGUCACUUCAAUGUUAAGUUUAACUGUGCAGAAGUGUACAUUUAAACUGUACUCGCCAGUUCAUUCCAAUAAAAUUGAGUAAAUCAAGAAGUAAAAUUGGAUUUUAACAAAUAAAAGUGAGUGAAUAAAAUCAAAUAAACAGCAUUUGCAUCAUAUCAUUAAAAUGGAGUGCCAUUUAAACUAUCAAGUUUUAUGUAAAUGUAACCUUCCUAGAAUGAGUAUUUCGUCUUUCUUUCCGUGUUGUGGUAGAUAUUGAAUAUCAUAAUAUAAAUAAAAAAUAUUGAAAUUGUAUAACCUUUGAUUUAAUAAAACAUUUAGAAUGUCUCAAAAUGUUAUACUAAAUCAAUGGCUGUGACAAUUAAAAUUAGUCUUUAUUACUUGAUAAUAAUAGCAUAACUAUUAUUGUAACUUUACUACUUUAGAUGUGCAAUUUUUUAUCUGUAAUCUGUAUUAUAUCUCAUUCUUCCUGUGUAAAUUACGUAUCUAUUAUGUUGAAGUAUUGUAUAUAAUGUUGUUAAUAAAUAAUUCAUUAGAGGCUUAA
Molecule: messenger RNA, 3926 nt
Organism: Nilaparvata lugens (brown planthopper)
Lineage: Eukaryota; Metazoa; Arthropoda; Insecta; Hemiptera; Delphacidae
Product: alpha- and gamma-adaptin-binding protein p34
Exons: 6
Coding region: 112-993 (293 amino acids)
Source: RefSeq, a predicted model, not a curated record